AUGACAAUCCCGCACUCCGUCGUUGAGUCCCUCUUGGAACCAGACCUCCCACGUGUCUAUUGGCCUAGCACGGAAUGGAAGUCCCUUGUGUUCCAUUGUCAAGGGGCCAAGAAGCUCCCGGCCGACCUUCGCAAAUUUCAACGUGCAAAGCUCGUCAUUGGAACCAUUUGUCGGAAGCCCAACGUCGUUAUAACCAAUCUGGGAUCUGCAGAUGAGAUCACGGAGGGAAUGGUUCUGAAAACAAGGGAUGGACGCAACGCCGUCCAAGAAUGGGCUGCGGAAUACCACCCGGGAUACAUAGAGGCCAUCAUUGAGCGCCAUGAGUAUGAAGAGGGAGAUGAGUGUCCUAAAUGGUUCAAAAACGCUUGCGAGGAAAACAUUUACAUUCUAAAAUGCCGGGAACGUCGUGAUGUGGAUAGACCCGACUGUAUCGCGCGCAGAGAACAGGUGUUCGCUCAGCCUUCCCUGAAGGAGGCCUGGCAACAUUAUCUGCAGUUGCUGCGCCAACAGAAGGAUGUUCUUGCCGGUCGGAGUGAUUUGGAAGCGUUCGCGUUUGGCGUCAAGCAAUUCCCUGCCCUAAAGAGAGUUACCAUUACACCUGCAGCCCACGGCAGCAAUCUCAUCACCCCGCUUUACCCGACCCCUAUGAUUCGUGCUUUCCCGGAAGGCUUCAAUUACCCCAUUCCUCGUGGUUGGCUGUACCCUAGAGCCACCCCUGAGCCCGCUACUGCGUAUACGUGGAGUCAAUACCCAGAACUUAGAGAUCGGUACCGCGGGUUCCGCACGGCGAUACGUGUCCUCGCCAACGAACCCAACUCUGUUUCUGAGCUGGUGAUGACUUUUAACUUUAUCCCCACCGGGAUCAACUGCACGAUCUUCGACGAGCCCUGCGAAGAGUACAGUCAUUUCGCUACCGUGCUUAAGAAGCCGGGCUUCCGCCGUCUGGAUAUUGCCUUGCUUGUUGGUGGUGAGGGUGAGGAAGACCUCGAAGCAUGCUGGCGACCUCUGGUUAAUGGGCGUCUGCGCCGGGCACUCGGUGAAGCAAAAGAAAUGGAGGAAUUCAGGCUGCAUAUAAGAUUUUCUGAAUAUCCCUACCGUGGCCACGCAUAUCCACGGAUCCCAUUACAGAGCAUUGUGCCUCUGGAACAAUGGUCGAAACUGCGCCAUUUCGAACUCUCCGGCUUUGUUAUAUCGCAGGAUGACUGUGUCUCUUUCCUCAAGACGUUACCAAAAUCCGUUCGCUCCGUUGAACUCAGUAUGCUGCGAUUUCCUGGCCCUGGAACCUGGUGUAGUAUGCUGGAAGAAAUCAAGCAAAUGGUAUCGGAGAGCACGCUGUGGGGAGACCGGGAUGCGGAAACAAGACCCAAAAUUACGAUCGGCGUGCCAAUCGAGGACACGAACCUUGCAUAUGCUACAUAUGGACACGGUAUAUGGAUUGAAAAGCAGGUAGGGGAUUUCAUCUACGGUGAAGGAGGAAACCCCUUUAGAGAGCGUCAUCGCCUUAACGUCCGAUUUGGAGUUGGUGUGGUGAGGGAUGCAUUGGAGCCCAAUUUUGAACAUCCAUAUGACCAAUCGAUAGUAUAUUGA
Penicillium bovifimosum is the source of this 1587-nucleotide messenger RNA. RefSeq lists its product as uncharacterized. The transcript has 2 exons. NCBI's taxonomy places the organism in Eukaryota, Fungi, Ascomycota, Eurotiomycetes, Eurotiales, Aspergillaceae. The record is from RefSeq and is a predicted model, not a curated record. The coding region runs from base 1 to 1587 and encodes 528 amino acids.